Sebastes umbrosus (honeycomb rockfish) is the source of this 2484-nucleotide messenger RNA. RefSeq names its product cilia and flagella associated protein 99 (gene cfap99). NCBI's taxonomy places the organism in Eukaryota, Metazoa, Chordata, Actinopteri, Perciformes, Sebastidae. The record is from RefSeq and is a predicted model, not a curated record. The transcript is spliced from 14 exons. The coding region runs from base 227 to 1927 and encodes 566 amino acids.
CAUGACAACAAGACGCCCUGUGUAUUUUCCUGGAGACUUUCUAUGAAUCUAUCUUUUAAUAGCAACCACUUUGGUCUCUCUCAGCUAGUAAAACAGUACUUUUUUACACAAUCUACCUGAGGAGCCUAUAUGUAGGCUUUUUCUUCGGGCUUUUCUGCUACAGUAGCAGAUUUCAACCUCAGUUAGCCUAUCAAUCUCCACCCAGCUUUCAGCAGAUCGAUAUAAAAUGUCAUCAAGCUAUGGAUCCCUUGCCAAGGAGGCCAUUGUGCUGCUCGAUAAGUUCACCUCUGGCAGACAGUGUUUGGAUGACUUCAUGGAGGAUGCUUCAAAGGAUCUGCAGCACAUGGACACUCUGCAUAAGAAGUUCAUACUUGAUGUCCUUUCUGGAUGCAUUGAGCACCAAAAGUUACUGGACAUAGUUAUCAAUAUGUUCUAUGGCCAGGAUGGGAAAAGCUUAUCUAGAAAUGAUCGCAGCCAGUUUGUCAUUAUCUGUUACCUCGCCACAUUUUCUCUUGAUGACCUUGGACUUCCGCGUUUUAGCAACAUCAUCAAAUCUCUGGACAUCAAGAAGAUGCACACAUUCCUGACUUUCUUCUUCACAAAACUCACCACGUGGAUACAAGAUGAGUGGAAUAAUAUCUAUGAUGCUGCCUUUGUGGAGAAAAACUGGAUUGGCCCUCUGCUAAGAUGGCGCCCUGAGAUGGAGAUUCUCUCGGACCAGCUUGCUGUCAAAAUAGCUCAUGGGAGUCAGGUCAAGAAAGCGCCGAUCAAAACCACAAAGCUCCAGGAGUUCUCUCUCACCAAACCUAAACCUCGACCUCUGCCAAUGCCUGAACUCAUCCCACAGCUGGAUAAAGCAAAACCAGUGCCAAAUAGCACAUACAGGGCUCCAAAGGAGAUACAGAAGAUGGAUGAGAUCAAACAAAAGAACCAUCAACAGACUGUGGAACUGCUCUACGAGGCAAAUGUAAAACAGUUCAGAUGUGUAAAUCUACAGAUGUCUGAACACACCAAGAGAGCGAUUUCUCAGAUUAAGGAGGACCUGGAUUCACAACUCCAGUUUGAUUCAUGUCAUUCCUCUGGACUUCCCUCCAGUAACAAGACUACGAGCUGGCCCAUCAAGCUCAACACAGCAGCCAUCCUGAGAGGGGGGGCGCUAUAUGACCGUAAGGAGGAGGAGGAGCAGCAAAGACUGCAGCGUCUGGUGGAGGGGGCACGUGAGCCCUCGUCUUUCCUCCAGUGGCAGAAGGAGAUGCGUGAGAAGGACCUUCAGGAGGAACUGGCCAAGAUUGAGCGCAGGCGUCUGGAGGCAGGCAUCAAUAAUGAGGAGGCAGCCGUGGCCCGCAUGCGCAAGAUGGAACGCAACCAGAAGACUGCUCAGCUGAAGAAAGAAGAGAAAGCUCAGCUGAUGCGCAGAUAUGCUGAGAACAAGUUGCAGGAGGAAAAAAAAAUGAGAGACUUGGUGCAACAAGUGGAAGAAGGACACAAGAACUCAAAGGCAGCUAAAGAGAAGUUACAGAAAUUCAAGCAAAGUAUAGUGAAAGAAGACUCAGAGCAAAGACGAGAGGUCCUUCGUCACACACUGGAGGAAGCACAAGCAGAGCUCAGCAGAAAGUUGGAAAUCAUGCGCGAAACACAUGCCAUCGAAUCGCUUCCUCACAUUAGAGUCAGGAAUUUUGACGACACAGAGACUGCAGGCCACAAGCUGCUGGGAGAGAUGUCCCUGGUAGAGCUGAAGGUGAAGCUAGACUUCCUGAGGGAGGCACAGCAAACAGACCAGCAGGAGAAACGGCAGCACAUCCUGGAGGAGAAGCAGAACAAGAAGCAGCUGCUGUUGAAGAAACAGGAGAAAAUACAAGAGCACCAAAGACUGAAGCAAAUUAACAGCAAGAAGGUCAAAGCCUCUGUGCAGGCAGCAGUGUUAUAAACACAGGGACACACAACAAACUAGAAAAGCCUGACAGGGAAAAGCUGAGAGGAAUUGGAUCUGAGCUUAGAGCGUCACAUCCAGAAGGACACUCCUGAUGUUGUUUCUCAGAUAGAAACACUUUAGACAUAAAUAUACGCAAAAUGCUCCACAGUCCUGUGAAUGUCUCAUUUUAGAUCGGAAGGAUCAUUAGUUGCAAGAAAUAUGUGGGAUGAUUAGGUUUUCAUCUUUUGUUAUGUUGAUUCACGCAUUUUGCAUAAACAUUGCUAUAAGAUGUUGAUUUAUUUCCUCAAUUAUUAUUAUUAUUACUUGUGGAUUCCCUGGUUAUCCAGUUUUGUUUAUCUUGACUUGUACUAUUUGUUAAUUUAGGUUUGUUAUGUCCAAUAAAUGUCACAAAUGUCUCCCCAAAGUAAAUUCCACCCAACUGCCUAUGCAGCAUGAAAAGGGAAGUUGACCUUCAACUUAUGACUUAUGAAGAAGAUUUCCCUUCCCCAAAACAAUGCUGGUGUUAUUUUUGUGGCUUGUAUGUUUUUGUAACAAGUUACUGUACAAAAUGA